AUGAGUGGUCGCGGAGCACCAGGUGCCAACUCUCGUGGCCGUGGAGGCAAAUUCAGAAAGUUCACUCGAGGAGGAGGAAAACACUUCUCUCGUGAUCUGCGACCUCUCGACGCCGAUGGCAACGAGAUUAGCAUGUGGAGCAAAGAUGCCAAGAAAGAUGAUGAGGACGAGGAAGAUGAAGAUUCCGAGGAAGAAUCAUCAUCAGAGGAGUCAGAUGUUGGCGGCUCUUCCCAGCAGAAAGCCGAAUUGACCAGAGAAGAGCGCAAACAGGCCAAGAAGGCCCAGAAAGAAGCAGCCAUUGCCAGAAAGAACAACCCCAUCCAAGUCGGUGACAUGCCCACCGAUUCCGAAGAGGACGAGGAUGAUGAUAUGCCUGCCAAUCCGAACCACUCCAAAGCGGCACGGAAUCAGACCAAGGCCCCAGCGGCUGAUGUGGAAGAAGUCACCGAGGGCGUGAAGAAUGUGGCAGUGAGCCAAAUGAGCCGAAAGGAGCGCGAAUCUUUGGAAGCUCUGCAAGCCAAGGAGAGAUACCGCAAGCUGCACGAAGCCGGCAAAACGGACGAGGCCAAAGCUGAUCUUGCCCGUUUGAGACUUAUUCGUGAGAAGCGAGAUGCCGAAUCCGCCAGAAAGCAGGCCGAGAAGGAAGAGAGGGAAGCUCAUGAGAAGGCUCGUAGAACCGAGAUCGAGGCAAAAGAGGCAAAGAAGCGCGAGGCUGCUUUGGGUAAGCCUGCUAAGAAGGGAGGUCGAGCUAAAUGA
Hypoxylon fragiforme is the source of this 756-nucleotide messenger RNA. RefSeq lists its product as uncharacterized. The transcript has 3 exons. Gene Ontology annotation, cellular component: cytosol. The record is from RefSeq and is a predicted model, not a curated record. NCBI's taxonomy places the organism in Eukaryota, Fungi, Ascomycota, Sordariomycetes, Xylariales, Hypoxylaceae. Gene Ontology annotation, molecular function: RNA binding. The coding region runs from base 1 to 756 and encodes 251 amino acids.